Molecule: messenger RNA, 571 nt
Organism: Osmia bicornis bicornis
Lineage: Eukaryota; Metazoa; Arthropoda; Insecta; Hymenoptera; Megachilidae
Gene: Obp19d
Product: general odorant-binding protein 19d
Exons: 5
Coding region: 70-474 (134 amino acids)
Biological process (GO): sensory perception of smell
Molecular function (GO): odorant binding
Source: RefSeq, a predicted model, not a curated record
CACGUAUCAAAGUCUGCUGUGCAUUCCUUCUGUAUUCAAUAAUUCACUUCAAUUUUAUCCGAAGAAAUCAUGAAGACCAUUUUUAUUCUUCUUACUGUUCACUUGACCUGUUCAUGGGCAUGGCUGUCCAGCGAGGAUCAAGAACAGAUAAAAAAAUUUAGUGCAAAUUGCUCAGUAGAGCUUGGGACUACCAUCGGAGAGCUGCAGCUAGCAUUGGUUGGCGAGUCUCAUGCAUCUGAAGACAAACUUAAAUGUUUUGCAGCCUGUCUCCUGAAAAAAAUGGAUAUUAUGAACGAAGAUGGUACUAUAAAUAAAGAAGUUAUCAAAUCAAAAGCACCAAAGGAUAUGCCAGAAAAAGAAAUCGAAGAGAUUAUUCAGAAAUGCACCAAUACAGGUGGAAAAGAUGAUUGCGAGAAAGCAGGUAACUUUCUGAAAUGCGCCAUAAAAACCGUCGUUAACAAAGAGUUCAAUUAGAUCUUGACAUUAGUAAUAUAUGGAAUGGAUGUGUUAAUUAAUCAGGAAAAUGUAUCUGCAAGUGAAAUUUAAUAAAUAAACAAUUCGUAUUGUUAAA